This is a messenger RNA of Cuscuta epithymum, 1086 nucleotides long. NCBI's taxonomy places the organism in Eukaryota, Viridiplantae, Streptophyta, Magnoliopsida, Solanales, Convolvulaceae. The record is from the annotation of a GenBank genome assembly.
GGCUUAAUCGAGCUUGAAUACUUGCCUGCUGCCCUGCUUUUUUAUAUAUAUCAACCCAAAUGCUCGAGAACCUUUGUUGACAGUCGCGACUUUCCCACUCUCAAGUCGAAAGUCGAAACCUCAACGCACAGCUAACCCUAUUCCCCUCUCCUCUUUUAGCAUAGAGAGGUAGAGUUCACAGCUUGUUUGAUCUGGGAGAUUUGGAUUGUCGUGCCUGCGGAAAUGCUUCCGCUUUCUCUCCUCAAAACAGCCCAGGGGCAUCCCAUGCUGGUGGAACUCAAGAAUGGGGAAACUUAUAAUGGGCAUUUGGUAAAUUGUGAUACUUGGAUGAAUAUUCAUCUCCGGGAAGUCAUCUGUACUUCGAAGGAUGGAGAUAGGUUUUGGAGAAUGCCAGAAUGUUAUAUUCGUGGGAACACAAUUAAAUAUCUUCGGGUUCCAGAUGAGGUGAUUGAUAAAGUUCAAGAAGAAACAAAAAGCCGAACAGACAGGAAGCCACCUGGUGUAGGGCGUGGCAGGGGAAGAGGUAGAGAAGAUAACGUUGCUGGAAGACAGGGAAGAGGAAUUGGGCGUGGGAUGGAUGAUGGAGCUGCCAAAGGCCGGGGAAAGAGUGGCCCUGGUGGCAAGCCCAGUGGAAAAGUUGGAGGUCGCGGGCGAGGCUAAUAAGUUUGAAGGGUCCAUUGAUAGCCAGGAUUGCCUGCCACUUGCAACACAGAGGGGCAUGGUAGACAUGUUAAAGUGUGUGGAUUGAAGAAACAUCUCAUCUCUUAUCCUGCUUCCUCUUAUGGUUGGAGAAUCAUUAAUGAAAAUGUAUUUUGGGUUAUUCCUUUAUUGUAUUGUUGUCAAUUGUCAUUAAUAUUUGUUAGUGGGAUGGAAUGUAACUAGCCUUUUAAAAGUGUUUUAACUUUGUGAAUUCCAUUUGUGAUAGUGGGACUGGAAAGUGAUCUACACCCUAGACUGAUAGUCUGAAUUCCAAUUAUUAAAAUUUUAACAAUUUUAACAUGGAUGUGAAUUCCAUCUCGAUCUGUCAUAGUUAACAUGAUCAACAAUUUUAUGCCGCUCCUUUGAGGUUGACAGUCUCAAAUUCAG